Messenger RNA from Schistosoma mattheei, 2215 nucleotides. NCBI's taxonomy places the organism in Eukaryota, Metazoa, Platyhelminthes, Trematoda, Strigeidida, Schistosomatidae. The record is from the annotation of a GenBank genome assembly.
UGGAUGGUGACUAGUAGGCUCCUAUGUACCUAUACACACCCACCCACCCCCAACACACAAAUACACAAGGUUGUGUUAAAAUCUUACCUUUAGCAAUCACACGUGAACACCAUAUGCACACAAACAGAUACACGCGCAUACACACACACUAGAUAUUGUGCAAUUAUAUAAAUUUGGAUAUACACACAAAUAAAGGGAUGUAUUCUCUCAGCAAUAUUAAUAAUACUACUACUAAUAAUAAUAUAAACAUUUUAUUGGAAUUACUCAAUCGAUAAAACAAUAGUGAAUAUUAUUAUUUUUCUUGAAAAAAAAUUUACAGAAAACAACCACAACCACAGCAACAACAAUCACAGUAACAACACCAACUAAGAAAUUACAAGAGCACAAAUUGAAACGAACUAAAUAAUCAACGAAUAAAUAAAAUGUCUUCUUAUUGUUAUUUACUUUAUUCAUUACUCACUAUAAUCAUUCAUUCAUUAUAAAGUAUUACGAUAUACAUUUUUAUAAACAGAGAGAGAGAGAGAGAGAGAAAAUUCAAGUGACUAAAACAACAUUGUUACCAACCAAAAAUAAACAAAACUAAACUCAACUCUAUAAAGAGUGUAGUCAAUAUUUUAUUAUUCUCUCAUUAAAUUCUUCUCUUUAUCUACAUAACCAAUAACAAGAGUCGUGAUAAAGUCAACUGGAAAUUGUUCUAAUUACGGGGAGGAAGUUUCAAAAAAGAAAAAGAGAAGAUGAAUGUCUUUAGUUCAAGAAGUAAUUCCCAAUUGUGAUUCAAUUAAUUCUUUUUAUGUAUAAAAGCCAACUGCAUUUUCUUAGUGUCUUUCUAUUAGAAUAUUAUCAUUAUUAUUAUUAUAACUACUACUACUACUACUACAUUGAAACAGAAUUUAUUCAUAUAGAAGAUACGUAACAACAUAUAAAUAUACCUUUGCAUUUACCGGGUGUGAGGGCGGGAAAACAAAAAAAAGAAGAGAAACUAUUCAUUUUGCAAGUACUUACUUUCUUGGUUAUUUUUAUUGAUCUAUCUAUUUAUCAAAUUAUACGCACAAAUUAUUUAGAAAUUAUGAAUAAAACAAAUUCAUUUAUGGCACAAAAUCAUUUACAAACAGAAUUCGAAUUACAAACACCAUGCAUUUCUAACUUUUUAGAUUAUGAUUUGUCUCCAAGUGAAUUACAUAAUCAUAAUCAUCAUCAUCAUCAUCAUCAGAAUAAUAAUAAUUUGUUAGAAGGGGGAGAACAAUGUCAAGAGAUAAAUAAACAAUCUCGACAACAGCACCACCCCGAACAACAACAACAACAAUACCAGUCAAAUCAUACUAUACAUCAUCAGCAUCAACAACAACAACAAUACAAUGAUAUUCAUUAUUUCAAUUCUCAUCUAUCUAAUUAUCAACAGAAUCAACAUUUACAUGGAAAUAGUUGUAUGAAUUCAACAAUCGAUACAAAUAUUAAUGAUGUAACAAUGUCAAUAAUGAAAAAAAUUGGUAAUGAUCAGUAUUUUUCACCUGAAUUACAAACACCAAUCAAUUCAAUUUCUUCAUCUCAUACAAAACCAAAUUCUAAUUUAAGUAAACGACAAACAAUUCAUGAUAUUAAAGAAUUAUUAUUCGAUAUUUAUCAUGGGGAAAAUGAUUUAUCUUCUAUUCAUAAAAAUAAUGAUAAUACUAUUUCAACUGUAUCACACUAUUCAAAAUCCUCUUCAUUUUUAUCAUCCAUAUUAAAUAACAAUCAUAAUAGAAUAGAUUUAAAUCAAUCUAUUUCAUCUAAUCAUUUCAAUGAUAUACAUCGAAUGAAUUCAUUAUUAAAAAGAUAUGAAGAAUUACCUAGUUCUAUAGAGAAUUCAGUGUUACAACAUAAUUGUCAAAUAAAUAAUUGUAGAACAAAUUGUCCAUAUGAAAAUAUUCAUUCUGAAUGUUCUACACUUCAAAUGAAUGUUCAAAUCAAUAAUAAUAAUAAUAAUAAUAAUAAUAAUGUAAACAAAAUACAAGAAAGUAAACAAAUCAAUUCAAGGUUAUCAAAAGGAAAGUUGGAAUUAAAAUUUUUACUUAAUCAAGAUAAUACCAAUCAAGAUAUUUCAAAAUAUGGUAAAGUAGCUAAAACAAUCAUCACUAAAACUGGUAUACAAAAAUUAUUUGUUAUUCGUGGACGUGUCAUUGAUACACGAAUACAAUUUCAUUAUUAUACAUUAAAAAUAAUAUAUCAACAACAAUAA